Molecule: messenger RNA, 2766 nt
Organism: Symbiodinium sp. CCMP2456
Lineage: Eukaryota; Dinophyceae; Suessiales; Symbiodiniaceae
Source: the annotation of a GenBank genome assembly
AUGGGACAAGACGCAAGCGCGCUCAAGAACCAGGUGGAGGCAGAACGCGAACUGGAAAGAUCGCAGCAUGCCAGCCAAAUGGAGAUUCUGAAACAGUUUGAUCAGAGGACAAAGGUUCCUCACUUAUUGAUCGAGCUUCGAAAUGUGGGCUACAUUGAGAUUUGUGGCAAGAACAUAGGUGGUAUCUAUGACAAGCUUGACAGCUUCUUCAAGACAUAUUUUGGUGCAACAGAGACCACGUUGGUGAUGCGAAGAGUGGUAGAUGAGAACAACUGCUGUGCUGGAAUGAUGGGACCUCAGCUGGCGAUGGCACCCAAAGAGCCUUGUGACGAAGUUUGUGACAAGAAUUAUGUGUGCGGCACUCAGAAUUCUGAUGGCACGGUCGCCCUCAAUGGCAAAUUCAAAAGCCGCGGCAACGAGGGAGAAAACAACAUGGGAAAGCUGGCUAUGGAGGUCAUCAACUUUAUGACCAACGAGUGUGGAUGGGGCUUGCAUCUGACGGAUGGCGGAAAUCUGGGGUACUACGGCCAGAUGCGUGAGACGCAGAUUAAGUUCAAGGCUCCCCAUCCGCUGAAUUUGAUGGCGCCCCACAUCAUGAUCGAGUUGAGGUCUGCCGGGUACAUAGAAGUGAAUGGCUUUGAUACAGACGGGAUCUACGGGAAGAUUGAGGACUUUGUCAGAAAAAAGUGGGGUGGCUCGAGAACAGGUGCCGACAAAGACUACUGUGACCUCAAAUUCUCGACCAGCGCCUUCAAGAAGAGAGGGACGCAGGGGGAGAACAACAUGGGUAUGAAGACGAUGGAGCUUGUCGACUUCAUGACCAAGGAGUGUGCGUGGACACUGCUGACAUGCACGGGUGGGAACUAUGGGUUGACAGGGAGUAUGCGAGAGCAACAGAUGGUUUUCCGAAACGACGCUUUCGUGCAGCACGGCGAGCAGCACAUCAUGAUCGAGCUGCGAGAUCAGGGCUACGUGGAAAUCAACGGCUUGCACGAUGCACCGGAGGCAGCCAAGCAGCUGGAGCAGUUCUACCAAAGCCAGGGCUGCCAGGUGUACCAACCAGGGUUCUGGGAGUCCUCUGAGAAGUACUGCGAUGUGAAGUAUCAAACUCCUCCGGGUUGGUUUUAUAAACAGGGAACUACGAACAAUCUCGGCAAACGUACCAUUGAAGUUGCAAGCUAUCUGGGGCAGAUGGGAUGGAUGCUGCUGCUUUGCAAUGGUGGCAACAUUCAUUCAGGCAACAACAACAAAAACAUCAUGCGCGAGCAGCAGGUGAAAUUCACAAAGGCUCGACCGAGCGACAACGCUGCAGCCCCGCUCCUGAUGAUCGAGCUGCGAACGAUACCGACGAGCAUGCACGGCCACUAUUCAGGGUUCAUCGAAAUAAAUGGCCAGAACACAAACGGUGUGUACCAGCAGGUUAUCCAAUACAUGCAGCAAACGAUGCUGUGCACGCCGCUGGGUCCACAGCCGUAUUGUGACUUGCUCCUUCAAUGCAACUGCUUCCGUCUCAGAGAGGCCAGUACAAUGUGGCACACCCGCAAUGGACGCCUGAACGGUGAGAGCAACUUUGGAAGGUACACCAUGAGGCUUUGUGAUUUCAUGGUCGAUCACCUGGGUGAGUGGGACCUGAUCGUGUGCAACGGCAACAGCGUGGAUACUAUCUUCCGCUAUGGAAAGGACAGCACAAUGAGCGUCACUGGUCGCGAGCAGCAGCUCAUCUUCAGACAUCGGCCAGGUGGACGAAACGUGUUCAUGGCUCAGGACGUGAAUGUGGCGAAGCUGGGUCGUGCUCCUCUGCUGCCACCGAAUUAUUGGAAGGAAAGCACCAGGACAGGAUCGGUCGGCCAGGAAAUCGUCCCCGCCACGGCUGAGGAGGUCUCGUGGAUUCAGGAGGUCCUGGACGGCACCUACAAGAAGAAGUCCACGCGAGACCGCUCGGGUGGUCCGUUGGCAGAUCGCUUUGUCGUGGUUUCCGCUUUGAGAUCGGAGCAUCCAGGCUUGUGGGACAAGUUUGCAGAAAAAAGGAACAAGGUGGCCACGGAGAUCAAGAAGCGCAGUACUGUUGAGAUUGUGGAGCCGAAGACGAUGAAAGCUUGCAGCGCCUUUCAAGAGAGGUGCACACAUCCACGCCUGGGCAACCCAACCAACGAGGCGUAUCUUUUCCACGGGUCGAAUCCCACUUCCGCAAUUUCGAUCUUGAGCACUUCUUUCAAAGUGGAUUUUGCCGGCGCAGCUGUUGGGACGAUGUUUGGUCCUGGCGUCUACUUGGCGGAGUCUUCUGCGAAGUCGGAUGAAUAUGCGCGAGACGAAAAUACGGGUGGUGCUUAUGACGGCCUCUUCGCAGUGCUGCUUUGCAGGGUCGUUGUUGGAAGCUCGUAUGUUGUGGAGAAGCCUGGAGACUACACAGAAAAGUGUACUUCUGGCGAGUUCGACAGCGUUGUCGGGGAUCGUGAAAAAGCAGUCGGUACGUUUCGAGAGUUUAUUGUCUUCGACGAAGCCUCCAUCUAUCCAGAGUACGUGGCUUUCUACCGCAGAGAAUACAAAGAUGGACCUCCGCCACCCAAAACGCCGACGCCGGCACCUUCCUCGUAUGCACCUGCACAACACGCAAUGCCUGGUGAAGCGCGGACGAUGCAGGUGCAAAUCCCGGAGGGUGUGGAGCCUGGAGCCCGGAUUCAGUGCAAGGCGCCUUGGGGCGACACGCUGGAGGUUGUAGUUACCGAAGGGAUGACUCCUGGGCAGCUCAUUACAAUAAGCGCGUAA